ACUGAUAAAGUACGAUUUUUGUGAAUUGUUGGUUUAUCGAGGUUUUAUCUAUGGCGCAUCUAUAGGCCCGAUCAGGAAAUUCUAUCCUGACCUCGCAAAAUUUUUGACAUGCGAACAGCUACUAAUUUUUCAUUAUGAUAGUGAAAUCCGGGGUUUUAUUGAUUUAAACCGUUAUUCCUCUCAGAAACCGGUGCAGUGUUGCAAAUUCCUCAAUGUACAGAUUCAGCCUUGCCCACGGCGCAAGGAGUGCUCUCGGUAACACCUUGUUUAAAUCCAAUGUACGCUUACUCCUGAAUUAUGUGAAAAAUUCACAGAUCUACAUCCAUGACAACAAGCACGAUGCUACAACUCCGUACACUUUCUCGUUAUCGAAGGAUCCCAAGGCGUUACCUAUAGGUUAUAGCAAGGUUCUGCAAAAUGUCACUCCAGAAACCUUUGUUCCCAACCCCCAGUUCUUAGAAGUGGCUCAAUCUGUGAUAAAAGAUAAAGUCCAUGAGGACUUCAGUUUUAUAAUGGAGGCUGGAAUGAACGCUUCCACUUUCAUGCCUAUCUACGACUUCAGAGAAAUACCGAGGUAUGCUCGAAUCCCUGAGAUGGAAAACGUAUUUGGCUACAUCCAGGUAGAUGACCUGGGGAAAAUGAUACCUGGGGGGUACGAGAGCAACAACUUGUAUAGAUUAUGUAAUGGUACACUGGGAUUACUUAAGUUGAGCGACUUCUUGUAUGAGGAGAUCCAGAAAGAAUGCGAGACAAGGGGUAAAGCCUGAGAUAUUUGUAUUUCUACAUCGAAUUGU
This is a messenger RNA of Scheffersomyces stipitis CBS 6054, 794 nucleotides long. RefSeq lists its product as uncharacterized. The record is from RefSeq and is a predicted model, not a curated record. The transcript has a single exon. Lineage: Eukaryota; Fungi; Ascomycota; Pichiomycetes; Serinales; Debaryomycetaceae. The coding region runs from base 213 to 767 and encodes 184 amino acids.